AUGGCAGCCUCCGAUAAGAAUAGUGCGUUAGACUUUAAGACAUUCCACAAUGUCAUCAAUAAUCAAUUGACCUCGACGGCCGUGACCCGCCAUGGUAUUAACCCAGCCACCGGGGAGCCCAAUCCCGCAGUCCCCGUCGCCACUCAGGAGGACCUUGACAAGGCAGUCCAAGCGGCCCGCGCGGCUUUCAAUACGUGGUCUAUAAGUUCUUUGGAAGAGCGGCGCGCUGCCCUCCACGCCUACGCCGAUGCAAUUGAAGCUAAUAUCGAUGGAUUCUCCAAGACUCUCACCAUGGAGCAGGGUAAGCCCCUGUCUCAAGCUAGCACUGAAGUCCGUAUGGCGGGCACAUGGAUUCGGGGACUCAGCAGCAUUGAGAUUCCUACAAACACCAUUGAAGAGACCGAAGACCGCAGAGUCAUUCAACGUUAUAAGCCCAUAGGGGUGGCUGGUGCCAUUGUGCCCUGGAAUUUCCCGGUCCUCUUGGCUGUUGGGAAGAUCGUAUCUGCCGUAUAUACUGGAAACGCGGUCAUCGUGAAACCAUCACCAUUCACGCCAUACUGUGACUUGAAGCUCGCGGAGCUAGCAACACGGUUCUUCCCUCCGGGUGUUGUGCAGUGUCUCAGUGGAGAGGAUAAUAUGGGCCCGAUGAUGACUGAGCACCCUGGCAUUGACAAGAUCUCAUUCACGGGAUCAAUUGCGACUGGCAAGAGAGUCAUGGCGAGCUGCUCUAAGACCCUGAAACGUGUUACACUUGAACUGGGUGGUAACGACCCGGCGAUUAUUUGUGGUGAUGUCGAUAUGGAUACAGUAAUCCCUCAGGUCGGGAUUCUCUCGUACUUGUGCAGCUCCCAGAUCUGCAAGAUCAUAAAACGGCUCUAUGUGCACGAGGAAAUCUACGACGAGUUCCUGGGGAAGUUGGUGGCAUUCGUCAAGUCUCUCAAGGUCGGUAACGGCACCGAGGCUGAUGUUUUCUUCGGCCCCGUCCAAAACAAGAUGCAGUUUGAAAAGGCCAAGAGUCUCUUCAGUUCCAUCGACACAGAGAAACUCAAACCUGUUCUUGGUGGCACGAUCGAAGAGUCAAAUGGAUAUUUUAUCCACCCGACCAUCAUCGACAACCCCCCCGACUCAUCGCGUGUCGUUCAAGAAGAAGCAUUCGCACCUAUUCUUCCCGUUAUGAAGUGGUCCGAUGAGGAGGAUGUGAUCAAAAGGGCUAACGCGCUGGAAACGGCCUUGGGUGCCUCCGUGUGGAGCAAGGACCUUGAGCGCGCUACUCGUAUUGCAGACCGAUUGGAGGCUGGCGUGGUCUGGGUGAACUCGCACUUUGAUGCGUCGCCUAUGGCGCCGUUCGGUGGGCACAAGCAGAGUGGUAUCGGUGUUGAAUGGGGUCUGGCUGGACUAUUAGAAUACUGCAACCCGCAGACGCAGUGGUUGAAGAAGUCCUUCUAG
Messenger RNA from Aspergillus calidoustus, 1446 nucleotides. Lineage: Eukaryota; Fungi; Ascomycota; Eurotiomycetes; Eurotiales; Aspergillaceae. The record is from the annotation of a GenBank genome assembly.